ACACAGAUCCCUCCUUUCCUUCAUAAUAAAAUAAUUCUCAAUGGAUUUCUUCAAACAAUACGACGACUUUUUAUUGAAAAACGCCUCUCAAAUUACUGGAAUCGAAGCCUCUCUUCGUUCUUUAACGUAUAUCUUGCCAGGUCGUUUCCACGACGCCGAGUUUGCUUCGCAAGCAUUGUAUGCAGCCUUAAACCUACUCGGUUUAUAUCACAAUGCCAUCUUGCGGCAAGCCGCACACAGCCAUGCCGACGAAACUAAAUCCGAGCAUGAAGAAUCAGCAUUCAACAAAUACAUAAACUUUUGGUCGACAAACUCGCCCAUGCACAAACGGUGCUCUGCGUUAUUGUCAAUUAUUUCGUAUACCCAAGUGCUAAUGGAAAUGGGCGUUUUGAAAAAAUGGGGCAAGCAAGCCCAAUGGCGCUGGAUUGCCGCUUUGGAAGCGGUCAAGGUGGCGCUUCGGCUGUCACUCUUCAAACUGACAUCCAACCGUAUGAAUCUGUAUCCGCAUCACUUGCAACGUGAUGUCGAUCCUGCUUCAUUGGAACGGAAUCGUCGGAUGGCUAGCGUGCCGGAACGAUACACCGGUGAACGGUCCGGUGUGGAAAUGCCAUUGAUGCGAUCCACGAUUGAAUUCGAUGCAAAGCAGUCAGCAGCAGCAGCAGCAAGACGUAGCAAUAACAACAAUUCGAACGUGUCUGUGCGCAAGUUUGGCGACGUGACGGAUUACUUGAUGUCCAAGGUCUUGACGCCCGAAAAGCUGCGCCGGCCAGAUCAAAUGGUGCAUAUCAUGAACGCCAUCGGCAAGUCAGGCGAGGUGCUGUAUAUCUUGCGGCCUUUGCUCUAUGUGCUUGCGGUGUUGAAGUAUGGCCGGAUGUCGUGGAAACCCUGGUUGCUGUCGUUGGCAGUUGAAUUGCUGUCGCAGGCCAUGGUGCGCCAGGCGUUUGAGCAGCCGCAUGGAGGACGAUCAAAAAUGAUGCCCCUCGAAAAGCAGGAAUAUGCACGACGGUUGCAGCUGUUAUGGCUCAACUUGUUGCGUGGCGCGUUUUACAUGCGCAUCACCAGACCACGUUUAGAGCGUUUCUGUAACUCCGUGGAAAAUAAGCCGGUCUUGUCUAUCGCUGCAGGUAAAGGAUAGCAGUCUAAAACGAUAGUGGGCAAGCAGUAAUUAGCAGGCUAAUCUAAUAACUACCAUGGCUACUAGGUAUCCUUCGCGACUAUCUUCCUUUGUGGCAAAACAUUUAUUUCUACACCUCUGCUUCAUAAAGAAAUAAACAUCGUUUUCUUUUUUUUGCUCGCACAUUACU
This is a messenger RNA of Zychaea mexicana, 1304 nucleotides long. Its product is annotated as peroxisome membrane protein. The record is from RefSeq and is a predicted model, not a curated record. Bases 41 to 1135 code for a protein of 364 amino acids. Gene Ontology annotation, biological process: peroxisome organization. Lineage: Eukaryota; Fungi; Mucoromycota; Mucoromycetes; Mucorales; Lichtheimiaceae. The transcript has 4 exons. Gene Ontology annotation, cellular component: peroxisomal membrane.